Molecule: messenger RNA, 1126 nt
Organism: Salvia splendens (bonfire salvia)
Lineage: Eukaryota; Viridiplantae; Streptophyta; Magnoliopsida; Lamiales; Lamiaceae
Product: biotin carboxyl carrier protein of acetyl-CoA carboxylase 2, chloroplastic
Exons: 7
Coding region: 192-923 (243 amino acids)
Biological process (GO): fatty acid biosynthetic process
Cellular component (GO): acetyl-CoA carboxylase complex
Molecular function (GO): acetyl-CoA carboxylase activity
Source: RefSeq, a predicted model, not a curated record
UGUACUUUAUUGGUUUAAACUUCCAAAACGCCUCAACCUCGUAUAUAUCGCCUCCUCAACCGUUAUUCUGUUUCUUCUGCUAAUUUUUCUUCAAAUUUAUCGCCAUUUUCUCUACAAAAAAAACCUUCAAACUCUUCUAAAAAAUCCACCUCUCUCUCUACACGCAUUGUUCUGCAUACAUUCAUAGCAAAAUGGCUUCGUUCGCCGCUCCAUGUCCGAAGGCUUCGUCGCCGCUGGCAGCGCCAUCGCAGCAUAUUGCUUCGUUCCCGCGAUCGGAAUGCCGAAUGUUUCCGAUCGCGAAAAUCAAGGUUAAGGGGAUUAGCCGGAACCAUUCUGAUGCGUUUAAGGUGUUCGCCAUGAACGAGGUCUCCGUUGAAAUACCAUCACUUGUGGCAGAGAUCCCAAAUGCAGAAUCUGUUUCAGUUUUCAUGGAUCAAGUAUCCGAUCUCAUCAAACUUGUAGACUCAAGAGAUAUUGUGGAGUUGCAGCUUAAGCAAUUGGAUUGUGAGCUGGUUAUAAGGAAAAAGGAAGCACUGCCGCAACCUUCAACUACAGCUCCAGUAAUUUACGCCCCACAGACUACAUAUUCACCUCAACCUCCUACAACAAAUGUACCAGCUCCUACUUCAUCGAUACCUUCACCUUCGCCUCCAGCAUUACCGGCUCCAGCAAAGCCAAAGUCUUCGCAUCCCCCAUUCAAAUCUCCAAUGGCUGGGAACUUUUAUCGGUCCCCUGCCCCUGGUGCUCCUCCUUUUGUGAAGGUUGGAGAUAAGGUCCAGAAAGGACAAGUAAUAUGCAUUAUUGAAGCUAUGAAACUGAUGAAUGAUAUCGAGGCUGAUCAGUCCGGCACUGUGGUUGAGAUACUAGCGGAGGAUGGGAAACCUGUCAGUGUGGACACGCCUUUAUUCAUCAUCGAGCUGUGAAGAUCAUGAUGGAGGUCCGUCUUUUAAGUGAAAAGAGUGAUAUAUUUCUUGGUCUUGUCGAUAUAUUUACAUGAAAUCAUGAUUUGAUAGCUAAGUCAUCACUUAUAUUUUGGGAGGGGAAAAAUGUGCAUUCAUGUAGUCUCUACUAUGUAUUAAUAUCGGUUAAUCACAGUAAAUAAUGGAAUUGAAUGUUUAGAGUACUA